Messenger RNA from Didymodactylos carnosus, 558 nucleotides. The record is from the annotation of a GenBank genome assembly. NCBI's taxonomy places the organism in Eukaryota, Metazoa, Rotifera, Eurotatoria, Philodinida, Philodinidae.
UGAUAAUUAUAUUCAAAUUCAAUGGAACAAUAUUGAAGAUUGUAAGAGUAAAGCACCAACAUUAGCUAGACUAAAUGUUUUUCUCUUUUCCUAGCGCAAAGGUUUAAUUUUGAUCGCUAUGCAGCAAUAUCAUGAGAUUUUAGCUGAAUAUUAUGCAGCAUCUGGAUAUAAAAAGGUAUCAAAAAUCAAUAUUAUUAAAGGUUUUAUUGCAACCGUAAUUUAUCCAUUAGAUAAAUCAGCCAUUCCACCACAAAAAAUAUUAAAAUGUAAUCAGUUGAUUGAAGCUGAUAUUGCUGCUGCUGCUGAACAAGAAACGGCUGACACAGAAGAUGAUGAAGAACCACACCGAACACCAACGCAAAGGUUUAAUUUUGAUCGCUAUGCAGCAAGUGAAGUGAAUACAUUCAACCAUAGUUAUGAUUAUGGUGAGUAAAUACGUAUGUUUUUUUCAUGACUUUUAUUUAAGUAACAAAGUCAAUUUUUUAGGUUCAGUAAUGCAUUACGCUCAAGAUGCUUUUUCCAAAAACGGCAAACCAACAAUGAUCCCUACUUAUCCAG